Messenger RNA from Parathielavia appendiculata, 568 nucleotides. RefSeq lists its product as uncharacterized. The coding region runs from base 140 to 568 and encodes 142 amino acids. Lineage: Eukaryota; Fungi; Ascomycota; Sordariomycetes; Sordariales; Chaetomiaceae. The record is from RefSeq and is a predicted model, not a curated record. The transcript is spliced from 2 exons.
CAGGACCGUUGUAAUCUGUACGGAGUAUCAUCAGUGAGCCACUCUGGCGAUGCGCAAGCAACAGAGAUUUUGACCGUCAUCGAGGACUUCGAAAUACACCAGCAUCUUGGUUACUUCCAAUGCGACAACAUUGCCUCGAAUGACACAUGUAUCGCCGCCAUCCUCAGCCGUUUUCCCGACCAGCCCAACGAGCCUGCAAGUCCCUAUCAAUAAGAAGGAACGGCGACUUCGUUGCCUUGGGCACAUUGUCAAUCUUGUUGCAAAGGCCCUCCUCGCCAGGGCUAAUAUCGAGUGGCAAGAUGGGGAAAACAAUCCUGGUUUGAUCAAACGGCUACACAACGUCGUCUACUUCAUCCGCCGCAGCCCACAACGCCGUGAUGCUUUUAUCAGGGCAAUGGAGUUUAAGCAAGUACCGGCAACAGAGGUCACCAAGUUCAACGCAUUCCUCACCACCUCAGACGACCCAGCUCCUGGCCUGCAAUUGGUACCCGACAACGAAACGCGGUGGAAUUCAACUGAAGUUGCGAGCGAUAUUGAGGCCAUUCGCACGCGUUACCAAGGCCUUUGA